This is a messenger RNA of Penicillium mononematosum, 681 nucleotides long. RefSeq lists its product as uncharacterized. The record is from RefSeq and is a predicted model, not a curated record. The coding region runs from base 1 to 681 and encodes 226 amino acids. The transcript has 3 exons. NCBI's taxonomy places the organism in Eukaryota, Fungi, Ascomycota, Eurotiomycetes, Eurotiales, Aspergillaceae.
AUGUAUCGCAUUUUUCUCUCGUUCGUCGUGGCUCUCUGCCUUGGCACGCGCUGGGCGGUCGCUGCUUCAACCUCCGAAAUCGCCAACUCUCUCAAUGAACUAGCACAGCAAGGAUUCGCUGCUAAGGAGCUCGUAUCGGUAGUAAAUUCCACUGCGGACGCUGGUCCAAUUCCGGAUAUCUACACUGAGAUAGACACGAUGGUCACUGUGGUUCUAACAAAUGUAAAAUUUAUGACCAACACGCCGAUCAUUACCGAUCAGGGGGAAGGAGCAGGACGUUUCGUACAAUCCCUCCUCGAGCUCAUGGACGCCUUGUCGAGCAGCGCAGCCCAGCUGAAAUCCAUCAACCAAACAACCAAGGACAGAGUUCCCUCUGAAAUUCGCAUCUUGCAAACUGCCGUUGACGUGAGUUUCGUGAUUAAUUCUUUGCCACGCCCUGAAUUGAUUGCGGAGAAGAUGCUGACACCUCACGAGGCCUACUUCUACAACAUCAUCGGUCUUUUCCCGGCCAACAGCUCGUACAACGCCCAGGCCAACAACCAGAAAGCCCAGGUGGAUACGCAUUGCUUCCAGGCUGUCUGGGCAUUUGAUCUCAGUUAUAGCAAUGGUAACCGGGCUACUCAUGAAGCGCGCAGCAACAGCUCCCUUCACUCUCGAUGGAUGAAGCGCGGUUCCUUGUGA